This is a messenger RNA of Closterium sp. NIES-65, 624 nucleotides long. The record is from the annotation of a GenBank genome assembly. NCBI's taxonomy places the organism in Eukaryota, Viridiplantae, Streptophyta, Zygnematophyceae, Desmidiales, Closteriaceae.
AUGAACUUUGAGUACUUGCUAAUCUGUCUUCAGCUUCAUGGUCCUUUGGAAGGUGGGAGGAAGAAGCGCCAACGCACAGUUCCAGUUGCUGACGGAGCAGCUGGUGGGGAUGGUGGUCCAGGAAAUUCUCUAGGGCUGACCUCAUCUGCUUCUGGCCUCAAUGAUGGCGCUUCUGCAGCGUCUGCAGUUGCCCUGACACGGGUUGUGGUGGGAGAACAGGUCGCAGCACGAGUGUCUGCCACUGAGGAUGGCAAGGAUGAGUGGAUUGUCGUAAAGGUCCUCCGCAUUGACCGGGAAGCGAACAGAUUUGAUGUGAUCGAUGAGGAACCAGGAGAGGAGGACGAGGGUGGUCAAAGAAAGUACCGCCUGUCUGGCUCCUGCAUCAUCCCCUUCCACAAGCGCAACGAGUGGAUGUCAGCCUCCGACUUCCCUCCUGGCUCCAGGGUGCUGGCGGUUUUCCCCAGCACCACUGCACUUUAUCAAGCAACAGUGGUUGGGCAACCACGCAAGUUUGACGAUGAUGAAGAGGAGGGUGUAGAAGGCGUGCCUCGUAGAACUGUCCCAUUCAAUCAUGUCGUGGCGCUCCCCCCUCCUAACCCUAGGUCGUUCACUAACAGGCAAUAA